GAUCGCAGUUUUCAAAAGCACACAGAAUGCAAGAAUUGAACGAUAAAGGCAACUUUUUUCAAUACUAGCAUCAUAUAGAAAUGAUAUUGUGACAAGUGAUAGUGUUUGUGAUGAAAACCAGAGCGAAUUGUAAUUGUUCGCUUCAAACAUCUCAUUCCAUCAACCAGAAGAGUAUACUUCCCAGUGCAGUGAUACGAAUUCAAUGUACCAACUAUAGUGUAUUUGAUUUUAUCGAGGGAUAACAAUCAACAGUAUUGAGAGACUAUAACCUGCUUCAAUGUACAGUUUAUGCGUACCUAACCUUACGAAAUGUGAGGUUACUAUAUCAAUUAUCUAAUCGUUACCAGUCUGCGGGACACGCAUAACAGCAGUAGUUAAAGUAUGCGGCGCGUAUUAAUAAGAAUACAUAUCGUUCAACAGUCUCAAUAAUCUUCAUGCUGGAUGGCGAUUGCAGAAAUUCUUUCACAGUAAAGUUUUCAUUGUGCGCGUUUGUAUAAUACAUAUUCUCUGUGCUGUCUUUAAAUAUUCUAGCAAAAGCUGGCUUCGUUAAAUUUUCAAAGAAUUGCAUGUUGCAAAGGAAUUUUAAGAACGCAAAUCAAUUCGAUGACCAUCUUCCGGAGAACGCCAAACAAAACGUAUUAAAGACAGAUCUAGUGAAAAAUAAAACAAUCGCUCAGUGCAAAACGCCUCCACACCUCGUUACAGUCGCUGAAGAGGUUGUUUACAUAUCUGCUUGCUGCUUGUCGAGGCAUUGGCGUAAUGCAUCUUCAGUGCUGGAGUGGAACUAGGAAGCAAAGCGUUAUAGCUCACUUUCCACGAUCAAAAUAUUCCACCGAUAGUGGUUCAAGGUUACGGCAAUUGCUCGUUAUCUGUAUCAGCAUGUUAUGCUCACUAACGAAGCCUUCGGGAGCUUUGGAAAUGGUUUGCUCUAAUUGAGUGUAGAAAAUGGAAGGAUAGACUAGUAAUGGACAUUUCAAGAGCAGAAAUGCUUUACAAUGACAUUGAAUUUGGUAGCAUAGUAACGCAGAAUUUAUUUUUUUUUGUAACAUUCGUAAUUCGUAAUGGUAACUGACAAGUUAUAAUUAUGAGUGACAGUGAAUUUCGUAGACCAGACAUUUAAUAACAGGAGGCAUAUUUCUCCCUAAGCUUUGGCAGUAUUAUUCGAUUACUAUAAUUUUACUUGGCAUUCUGAUGAUCUUGAAAACUAGUUUUGGGACCAAUAAUUAAAAGCUUAACAGCAUAGAAAUGUAAUCGAGCGGAUAGGGCACAACCCAAGGAGGAAAUGCCUUGUGAAACAUGUAUUUAGUCAACACAUGCGGUGUUGACCAUACGACAAUGAGCCGUCAUACUGGAAUUAAAUAAAUAAAAUUAAAGCCUUGCUUUAGGGCACAUAAUCAUGAAAUAUGUGCAGCAUUAAAAGUAGGCUCAAAGAUGGGUGAUUGAAUGAAUGAUUUCAUGUAAGCCUAGUUUACUAUGCACUAGAUUACAUCAGAUUCUUGUGCUAAUGCCGGGAGGCUUAGAAGUAUAUAAUAUUCGAAGCACAGGUAAAGUAACAAACGUUUCCUAACAAACGCAAAUGUGUAGAUAACAAGCUACUAAAGAAGCUUUAGUAAUAAUUUGUUUGUACAUCACAAUAGUGUUUAAUGUUUUCUUUUACUUUUAAUAUUUUUUUUAAUAUAGACGCAGAAAUGGAUUAGGAGAACAAUCCGAAUGAAGCGAUGAGGCCAUCGCUUGUGGAUGGAAGCGUAUGAAUGUGUGACUGGCGUAUUCUUCUUCAACAUCGUACAGUGGACUCCGAUCAAGUACCUCGGCUAUUCGUAUCCGUUCUGGGCUCAUGCCUUCGGCUGGUUUACCGCACUGUCGUCAAUGCUGUGCAUUCCCGGAUACAUGAUCUGGCUGUGGAGAAACACCCCCGGCGAUCGUGCUAACAAAAUUCGACUGAUCGUUCGAAUCGAGGACAGUGUAAGCCAGCUGCGGGAGAGAAUGCAGGCUGAUGCCGAGAAGGGCAUGGAGCUGUAAGAAGGAAGAACCGUGCAAGACUACUACUACAUUGUGCUGGAUGCGUAUCUUGUGCUGCAAGAAGCACUGUACGUUUUUUCAGUUUUCUUUUUCCACACCCACAACCGAAAACUAAUCAUUUAAAUGUCCAUGAAUUGUUUGUUUCACAGAAGUGUUGAUAUUUAUUUGUGUUUUUUUUUUAAUUUAAAUUCCUUCAAAUAUAGUAAGACGGUUCGAUUUCUAUCGUGA
Messenger RNA from Anopheles funestus (African malaria mosquito), 2247 nucleotides. RefSeq names its product sodium- and chloride-dependent GABA transporter 1-like. Bases 1738 to 2019 code for a protein of 93 amino acids. Gene Ontology annotation, cellular component: membrane. The record is from RefSeq and is a predicted model, not a curated record. Lineage: Eukaryota; Metazoa; Arthropoda; Insecta; Diptera; Culicidae. The transcript is spliced from 3 exons. Gene Ontology annotation, biological process: sodium ion transmembrane transport.